CAAGCCGCGUACCACCCAGAAGUGGGCAAGGAUGUGAGGAAUAAAGCUCUGCUCUACGGCAUCGAGUGCACCACCGGAUACAUCGACUUGCUCGAACACGUCCUGCUCGUCCUGCAGAAACCCACGGCCGAACAGAAACAGCAGUUGGCCGUGCUGUCCAAGAAAGUGGCGGGCUCAGUCACAGAGCUCAUCCAGACUGCUGAAGCCAUGAAAGAUGGAGGUUCAGAGUGGGUGGACCCAGAAGACCCCACGGUGAUAGCGGAGACAGAGCUCCUGGGUGCUGCUGCGUCCAUCGAGGCCGCAGCCAAGAAACUGGAGCAGCUGAAGCCCAGAACCAAACCAAAG
Sinocyclocheilus rhinocerous is the source of this 345-nucleotide messenger RNA. RefSeq names its product talin-2-like. Lineage: Eukaryota; Metazoa; Chordata; Actinopteri; Cypriniformes; Cyprinidae. Gene Ontology annotation, biological process: actin cytoskeleton organization; cell-cell adhesion. The annotation marks the transcript as partial. The transcript has 4 exons. Gene Ontology annotation, molecular function: integrin binding. The record is from RefSeq and is a predicted model, not a curated record. Gene Ontology annotation, cellular component: focal adhesion; cytoplasm; plasma membrane.